Messenger RNA from Enhydra lutris kenyoni (northern sea otter), 672 nucleotides. Its product is annotated as complex I assembly factor TMEM126B, mitochondrial-like. Gene Ontology annotation, cellular component: mitochondrion. The transcript has a single exon. Bases 49 to 642 code for a protein of 197 amino acids. NCBI's taxonomy places the organism in Eukaryota, Metazoa, Chordata, Mammalia, Carnivora, Mustelidae. Gene Ontology annotation, biological process: mitochondrial respiratory chain complex I assembly. The record is from RefSeq and is a predicted model, not a curated record.
GCAGGUGUGGUCCCGGUGAGAGCCGAGGAAGCGCCCAAGGACAUCAGAAUGGCAACAUACACACAUGGUCAGCCCAGUCUUUCUCUGGAAGAUGGAAAACUCAGAAGACCAAUGAUCAUCGAAAUCAUAGAAAAAAAAAUUGAAUAUCUUAGAAAAGAAAAGACUUUAAAUAUAUAUGGCACAGCGUUCCUUGGAACAGCAGCUAGUUUCUCUGGAAUAAUGGCCAACUUCAUUUUCAGACAUUGCUUCAAGGUUAAACAUGAUGCUUUGAAGACGUAUGCAUCACUGACUACACUUCCGUUUUUGUCUACUGUAGUCACUUAUAAGCUCCUUGUAACGGAUGCUUUGUAUUUGGGCAAUAUAAGCCAGGAAAAUUGUGUUCUGAGAAGUUCACUGAUUAGCAUAAUAUGUGGUGUUUUAUAUCCCUGUGGUUUGGCUUUCUCUAAAAAUGGACGCCUUGCAGUCAAGUAUCAUACUGUUCCAUUGCCACCAAAAGGAAGGGUUUUACUUUACUGGCUGCUGCUUUGUCAGACAGAGAUAAAAGCCAUGAUGAUUCCUCUAGUCUUAGAGACGGCCUUUGGAAUAUUUAAUGGUCUACAGCAUUAUGCAAGAUUUGAAAGUAGACGAGAAAACUGUACAUGAAGAUUAAUCAAAGAGUGAAUGGAUACUAAA